AGCACUCUCUGCUUUUUCACAACACUUUUUGCUUUCUUUUUUUUUUUGCUCUUUACUCCCCUCUUAACACUCCAAGUAUGCGCUCGCUUAUUCUUGUCGCGUUCCUUUUGAUUGUGGGACUGUUUAUCGGCGCCGAAUGCAGGCUGGAGACAAGCAACUCUUUUGAUGCCUACAUCCGUCAGUAUGGCAAACGGUACAGCGCCGUCGAGUACUCGAAGCGUCUCAAAAUUUUUACGGAGCGACUUCGCGAGAUUGAAGAGUUCAAUCGCGACGGCAAGCACUCAUAUCGCCGGGGAUUGAACAAAUUGACUGACUGGACCGAAGAUGAGAUCGGUGCCCUGAAUGGGGCCCGCCCGAUGAUGUCGAGGAACCUUCGCAGCUCUGUUCCGAAGCACAUCUACAACCGCUCUUCCCACACCCUCCCUCGCCGCGUCGACUACCGCACAAGUGUUCCUCCGGUGCUAACCUCCAUCAAAGAUCAGGGCUCCUGCGGCAGUUGCUGGGCGCACUCCGCAGUGGAGGCAAUGGAGUCGCACUGGGCAAUCGCGACCGGCCACCUGCACGUCCUCAGCCAGCAGCAGGUGACGGCGUGCACGCCGAAUCCGCGACACUGCGGUGGUACAGGUGGAUGCGACGGUUCGAUUGAGGCUCUGGCGUAUGACUACGUAGCCGGGGCAGGCGGAAUCCAGGAGGAAUGGGGAUACCCCUACACUGCCUUCUACGGCGAAACUGGGAAGUGCGAAGACAUGCGCACAAGCAGACCCGCAAAGGUGUCUUCCUAUGUCGAACUUCCCGCCAAUGACCAAGAGGCGCUGAUGGACGCUGUCGCGUUUAAAGGACCGAUUGCAGUGAGCGUGGAUGCCUCAAGGUGGUUCAGCUACCGGGGAGGCAUUUUUGACGGGUGCGACUAUUCGGUGAACAUCACACAAAACCACGCAGUGCAACUCGUGGGAUACGGACACGACUACGACUCUGGCAAGGACUACUGGAUUAUUCGAAACUCGUGGGGGCCGCUCUGGGGCGAAGAGGGGUACAUCCGCCUGCUCCGUGAGAAAACUCCGCAAUGCGGUUGGGCGGUUGAUGCCCACUCGGGUGCCGCAUGUGACGGCGAUCCAGAUGAAGUGUGGGUGUGCGGAAUGUGCGGAAUCCUUUCGGGCUCCACCUAUCCUGUUAUGGCGGCUCCUUGA
Molecule: messenger RNA, 1187 nt
Organism: Leptomonas pyrrhocoris
Lineage: Eukaryota; Euglenozoa; Kinetoplastea; Trypanosomatida; Trypanosomatidae
Product: putative cysteine proteinase
Exons: 1
Coding region: 78-1187 (369 amino acids)
Cellular component (GO): lysosome
Molecular function (GO): cysteine-type endopeptidase activity
Source: RefSeq, a predicted model, not a curated record